CGUGGAGAAAAUGUUUCGGCAGGUUUUGAUCCAACCAGAUCAGAGAUCCUUGCAAAUGAUUCUCUGGCGUGAAAAACCUACCGAUCCAUUACACGUUUAUGAACUCAAUACGGUUACAUAUGGGCAAACUAGUGCGCCAUAUUUAAGUCAACGCUGUAUACGACAGUUAGCGUUGGAAUGUGGUGAUGACGUCAUCGCGCGCGUCAUUAACCAAGAUAUAUUCGUAGACGAUUUAAUUACGGGAGAUGAUGAUUUCCAGAAUUUACUUGACAUAUGUCAGAAAACGUAUAACGUUCUGCAAUCAGGAUGCUUUCCUUUACGUAAAUGGACCUUUAAUUGUGACGUUUCGCAGGAAAAGUCCCGGGAGCAUUUUGUAGGCGAGCACACACAGAACAAAACCCUAGGGGUAGGUUGGGAUAAUACACGCGAUGAAUUGUAUUAUACCACAAAAAUCGAUCCCUUACCUAACACGUCAUUUUUAAAUAAACGAAUAAUGUUAUCGAUUAUUUCACAGAUUUACGACCCGUUAGGCCUUCUAUCGCCUGCGGUGAUCAUUUCCAAAAUUUUACUACAAAAAUUGUGGUUAAGUCGUAUUGAUUGGGACACUCCGGUCCCUGAUGACAUUACAUCGAUGUGGAACAAUUUCAUAAAUACAUUAAGCCGUUUAAACGAUUUACGAAUUCCGCGUCAUGUAAGGGGCGUGCACACUGCACACACGGAAUUGCAUAUUUUCUCAGAUGCAUCGUUGCAUGCAUACGGCGCGUGCGCUUAUAUUCGGACGUAUGAUGAAGGGUCAGAUGUCACUGUCAGAUUAUUGUGUGCGAAAAGCAAAGUCUCACCCCUGAAAUCAUUGACGAUUCCAAAACUUGAACUGUCAGGCGCGCUCGUUGCUGCUAAGCUUUAUAAGAAAAUAACAGAUUCCUUAAGGUUAGUGUUCACUAAAGUUUACUUCUGGAGUGACUCAACUAUAGUGAUUUCGUGGUUAGGUAUGUCUCCGCAUCUACUGAAGCCUUUUGUUCAAAACCGUGUUACACAAAUAAACGAUUUAACCGGUAAUGCGACAUGGUUCCAUGUGAGAAGCGAAGAAAAUCCUAGUGAUUUAUUGUCUAGAGGCGUUUCUUUAGAUAACUUAAUUGAUUGCAAUUUAUGGUGGAACGGUCCCACAUUUUUGCACGACUCAAAUUCGAAUUUUAUUAAUGACAAUAUAAGUCAAAUUACGAUUAUCACAGAUUUGCCCGAGUUACGAUCGACCGCGGUGAGUUUAGUUUGCACUCAGCAAAAUGAAUUAUUUAAUUUCGACAAAUGUUCAUCUUACUUAAAAUUAAUUCGGAUCGGUGCAUAUGUACUCCGCUUUAUAUUAAACUCACGCACUAACUCUGAGCGUAAACAACUCCGCCAAACCGGUUCGCUAUCAGUGGACGAGUUGGAGGCAUCACGGCGUAUGCUAGUUAGAUUCGCACAGAUGCAAUCAUUUCCGGACGUGUAUGAUUGUUUACUUAAAAAUAAACCGCUUAAGACGAAUAGUAAACAAUAUAAUCGUAUCUCCGGUCUUAACGUAUUUUUAGACGAUCGUUAUAAGUUACAAGUGAUUAGAGUCGGUGGUAGAUUGUGUAAUUCAACAAGUUUCGAUUAUAACAAAAAACAUCCCGUGUUAUUGUGCAGUAAACAUAGGUUGACGGUGUUGUUAUUCAAAUAUGAACACAAGCGGCUGCUGCAUGGCGGACCGCAGCUACUCUUAUCUACUUUGCGUGAAUGUUGGUGGCCGUUAGGUGCGCGAAAUUUGGCAAGGAAAAUCGUUCGAGAAUGCGUUACCUGUAUUCGAAUGAAAGAUCCUACUGACCUAAACCCACUCACGCCUGCUCAUUUCCUAAUUGGUCGGCCGCUGACCUGCCCUGCCAGCGAGGACCUGACGGACGAGGAGCCAUCCCGCCUGUCUCGCUACGCCAGGAUCGAAGCCCUCCGUCAACACUUCUGGCGUCGAUGGGCCAAGGAGUACGUUGCGGAGCUCCAGCGACGAACCAAGUGGAAGACGAAUAAGGACGACAUAGCCUUAAACAGUCUCGUCCUAAUCAAAGACGAUAACCUGCCUCCUCUCAAAUGGCGGUUAGGCCGAGUCACGCGUCUAUAUCCCGGAGGCGACGGCGUGAACCGUGUCGCCGACAUACUCACGGCGACAGGGACGAUACGACGCAGCUUUUCAAAGAUCUGCCCGCUGCUAUCCGAGCCGGCAGACCACAACGAAUGAAGACCAUUUUGGGAGCUGGUGCUCCCAAGGCCGGGGGCAUGUUCACGCAUCACGUAGCGACAUCUAGCGACGCUACGACUGCAACUCCCGCGCAGCCCCUCUCCGCGCUCAUCCUGUGGCGUCCAUUCGCAUCUCUAUACGGCACGAUUAACACCUUACUCGUUGCAUUUAAUAUUUAAGCUUAUAUCGAGCCAUUUUACGUAAUAAACGUAUAUUUAAAAUUAUAAAA
Molecule: messenger RNA, 2474 nt
Organism: Leguminivora glycinivorella
Lineage: Eukaryota; Metazoa; Arthropoda; Insecta; Lepidoptera; Tortricidae
Exons: 2
Coding region: 11-2245 (744 amino acids)
Source: RefSeq, a predicted model, not a curated record